Messenger RNA from Galleria mellonella (greater wax moth), 1671 nucleotides. Its product is annotated as prostasin-like. Gene Ontology annotation, biological process: proteolysis. The record is from RefSeq and is a predicted model, not a curated record. The transcript has 13 exons. Gene Ontology annotation, molecular function: serine-type endopeptidase activity. NCBI's taxonomy places the organism in Eukaryota, Metazoa, Arthropoda, Insecta, Lepidoptera, Pyralidae. Bases 105 to 1616 code for a protein of 503 amino acids.
UGAAUUUAUCGUCAAAGUAAAUGAUUGAAAUAAUAUGACGAUGAACGAAUUCGUCCUUCAAUGUGUGAUGUUUCGUUAACUAAAAAAUAAAGAUUCAUAAUAUCAUGAAUCAGUUAUGGUUUUUAAUUUGUUUAACUGUUACAUUGACUAACUGUCAGAGGUUCAACAAUUCGUGUGAAUGUGGUAUAGCUGGUAAGAACCGUCGUAUAGUAGGAGGCACGACGGUGCAACCAUAUCAGUAUCCUUGGCUCGUAUCACUUAUGUUGGGAGCGAAACUACAUUGUGGUGGAGCCAUUAUAACAGACCUGCAUGUAUUAACAGCGGGACAUUGCAUUACAUUUGGCGUACAUUAUCGUGAUCUAUCAGUGCAUGUAGGGAUGCACGAUCGUUUAGACAAUACGUACGCUGUUCUACAUGUGGUUAAUGGAGUCAAACAUCCAUCUUUCACUUCAAACGCUGUCCGAGAUAUAAACGACAUCGCCGUGUUAACGUUGAAUAAAAGAUUGAAGUUUACGGAUAAAGUACGACCGAUUUGUUUGCCAAGUGAAGACAUGGAAUUUAAGGACGUGCCUCUGACCGUUGCUGGUUGGGGCAAAACUAGACAAGGGGCUCUGACGUCAUCCAGAUAUUUAUUAGAAACCAAAGUGCAAACAGUAGAAAGCGUUAAGUGUCAAAAGUCAUCUAUAUACAAAGAAAAUCUAGUUCCUGAUACUAUGAUGUGCGCUUAUAGUUUGGGCAAAGAUGCAUGUCAGGGUGAUAGUGGAGGACCUCUGUUUGCAACCAACAAAAAGACACAAAACAAAAAGUGGUAUCAAGUUGGUAUCGUAUCGUGGGGUAUAGAUUGUGCCAUGCCAGAUUAUCCAGAAUGCGGCAAAGCGUCAGAUUCAAUAGUAUCGAUGAGGAUAGUAGGCGGCAGGAGAGCGGAGCCCCACUCGUUUCCGUGGGCUGUGGCGACCCUCAAGAACAACCGUAUGCACUGUGGAGGCGCCGUUAUCACUAGUAAACAUGUGCUCAGUGCUGGACAUUGUUUUAAAUGGGAUAAUUUUAACACCAUGAAAGUUCUCAUAGGUUUGGAUAAUUUGGACAAAUUGAAUGGCGUCGUUCAGAGAAAUAUAUCGAACGUGAUAAUCCAUGAGGCUUUUACGUCGACAGCGGUUCGAGAUGAAAAUGAUAUAGCCAUAGUGACGUUAAAUUCACCAGUUUUAUUUGGAGAUACCAUCGUCCCUAUUUGUUUACCUAAACCAGGUCAAGACUUUGCCGGUUGGACAGGAACUAUUGUGGGGUGGGGUCGUAUUGGUGUAGAAAAAUCAUCCUCGAGGGUACUUUUAAUGGCUAGUCUGAAGAUUUUGUCUGACGAAGAAUGCAUGAAGUCACAGUUGGCGCAACAUCUGAAGCCUACAAUGAUGUGCGCUUUCUCUAAAGGAAAGGACGGAUGUCAGGGAGAUAGUGGAGGCCCAUUACUGGUGUUUGGGACUGAUGGAAGAUACAUGCAAGCAGGUAUAGUCUCCUGGGGUAUCGGUUGUGCAGAUCCUAGGUAUCCUGGAGUCUAUACAAAAGUUAGCAAUUAUAUCGAUUGGAUACAACGACAUACAAAGGACGGAGACAGGUGUUCAUAGCUUUGCUGUUCGAAGGAUAAAUAAUACUUAUUUUAAAAAUAAAGAUAUGAAAGUA